AUGUCCGCCAUCCUCUCGCCUAGGCCGCGCCGAGCAUCGUUCGACCCCUCCCAGCCUCUUGAAAGGCCUGCUCCGCUGCUUUCUCCGCCUAUCUACCUCUCGACCGACAUUCCUCGGUCCACAGGCCUCUUCAGCCCUCCUAGACUCCUGUCUCCGAUUAAUAUCGCUGCCCCAAGUAUACACAAGUCUAACUUAUCCAAGGCCUCAUCCUCAUGUAGCUCUACAAAGCGUCGACGUACUCACGCUACCUCUUCUCGCUCUUCUCGCCGUCGGCAAGCUCGUUCAGACCUAUCUACUGCUUUUGGCCCCUCUGUCUUCGAUUCCCUCCCUUGGAUUUCACAGGUAGAGUGCGACCCAGAGCGCGUUGACGUCUGGGACGUGGCCGAUCUGUCAUUACUCCCCGACGAGUCACCGCGUUCUCAUUCCCAAUCCUCGAGCGUUGGUCCAGUGCGUCACCGACGGGUCUCUACGCGUUCUAGUACAGCGCCCGGCAGUAACAUCUCAGCAGAACCCAUUUCACUCACCUCCAUCGAUGUCAGCAGCAGUGUGUGGCCCCAGAUGCCACGCUCCCUUCGGCAUUCGCCUCGCACGCCCCUGCAGGAGUUCCCACAAGAGCCGCUCCUCCCGCAGCUUCUUCCGGCAGCAGAAAUUCAGCGUUCUGCUUACGAUCCACGCACGCCACCGCCGACCUACAGGUUUAAUCCACAGAACGUAAACUUCCACCACUUGAUGCCCGUCUUUCCUUCUGCCGGACCCGAGCUUCCACCUCCGCCCACAGAGCUGGCACGGAUCAUGUCUCCCGCGUCACCUCAACCUCAGCCUCUGUGAACCCGCCUGCCCCAUCUCCGUAUUUGCAGCAUCCGUCUUCCUACCGGCAUCACAGAAAUGACUUAUUUAUCUCUAUUGCAAGUCUUUAUAUCUUGAAGGACGGAUGAACGUCCUCGAAUCGAUCGCUGUAGCACCCAGCCGUGCUAAGGAUUAGAAUCAACCCUCGCCGCGUCCCCGGCAUCACCAUGUCAAGCAGACAUCUAUAUUUACUCGCAUCUCGACUUCCCAGCCAGCAAACAAACAAGUACUUUAAUCUUUGUGAGCUACAGCACACAAUCAUCAGCUCGUGCUCCGCUUACAGACGUGUAUCAAUAGUUUCGUUCUGCGUCACUCACCUCAGACUGUACGAUAGUCUCUGCGUCGAGCUCUCCAAGUUUCUCAGCCUCGUUCUCGGAAUGCGAUUUCUCCCAAACCACCUCCAAGCCCUCUCUUUUUCCGUGUCAUAAACUCGGCGGGCAUAUGGCGCUGCUCCAUUUAUGUACUUCGCCCCAUUGGAUCUCAACGGCUUCAGCUCAAACAUCUGCGCCGCAGCCCUGCUCCGUCUACUUUGUGUCACAUCCCCUGCACCUUCGUCGAGGCUUCGCACCUCCGUCCACAUCUCCGUGAAAUUUCUCAUCUCGAUACGUCGAGUUUGCCUAAUACGACGGCGGUGUUUGAUUUAUUCUUCACAUAUUCUUCUAUUACCCAUCUCGCGUUCUUUGCGUAUGCUCUGCUGUUGCACCCUUCUCCUCUUUUUGUCCUUCCUGCUGCGCCAUAUCUACUUUACAAUUCUCUCGCUAGCAUUAUGUCUCAGUCUCUCU
Messenger RNA from Phanerochaete carnosa HHB-10118-sp, 1628 nucleotides. RefSeq lists its product as uncharacterized. The record is from RefSeq and is a predicted model, not a curated record. NCBI's taxonomy places the organism in Eukaryota, Fungi, Basidiomycota, Agaricomycetes, Polyporales, Phanerochaetaceae. Bases 1 to 828 code for a protein of 275 amino acids. The transcript has 4 exons.